AUGCCUGAGUGGAAAGACGUACCACCCUACCCAUCCCCGAUGGAGUCUCCCAUCGCCUAUUUCAGAAACUUCUUUGACGUGACAUUCCCGUCUCACAUCUGUGAGCAGUCCUCCCUGUAUAGCGCUCAGAGGAAUCCGAACAAAGUUGCUUCAAUGACAGUCAAUGAUUUAGAGCAGUUCAUCGGUACAGUGCUCACUAUGUCGCUUAUGAAGCUGCCUCAAACACGCAUGUACUGGUCGCAGAGUUUCCGAGUCAGUCAAGUCGCCGACACCAUGACGAGAGACAGGUGGGAAGAAAUCAAGCAGUCGCUGCAUUUUAGUGACAACCAGGAAGCACCAGACCAGAAUGACCCCGAACGUGACAGGCUUUACAAAGUGCGGCCCCUGUUGGACCACCUGGUCGCCAAAUGCCGCGAGAUACCAAAAUCUCAAAAGCUAUGCGUUGAUGAGCAGCUGGUGCCGUUCAAAGGCCGCAGCUCAUUGAAGCAGUAUUUGCCCAACAAGCCCAAAAAAUGGGGUUAUAAGCUUUUCCUUCUCUGCGAUGAACGCGGCAUAAUGUACAACUUUGAAGUUUACACAGGCAAAAUUCUUCCUCAGCAAGGUUUUCCCGACAUCGGCGCAAGUGGCAACAUCGUCCUACGAAUGGCGAGUAUCGUGCCCCGCGGUCUAGACUACAUCUUGUAUUUUGACAACUGGUUUUGCGGCGUGGACUUACAAGUAGUCCUCAAGAAGGUUGGAAUCAGUUCCGUAGGGACAGUACGCGAGGCUCGCCUAAAAGGAUGCCAACUUCCAUCCGACAAAGAUCUGAAGAAGAAAGGGCGUGGCUCUUACGUGGAAAUGGCGACCAGAUUUGAAGGGGUGAGCCUGAGGGCUGUCAAGUGGUUUGACAACCGCCCCGUGACUUUACUGUCCACGUUUGCUUCAGCUUCACCCGAGCAGGCCGUGAAGCGCUUCGACAAGAAGACCCGAAUGACUGUGAGCAUACCCCGCCCUGCUAUUGUCGGCAUCUACAAUGAAUGCAUGGGAGGUGUUGAUCUUAUGGACAUGCUUGUGGCACUCUACCGCAUCCACGUAAGGUCAAAAAAGUGGUACAGGAGGCUCUUUUUUCAUUUAUUAGAUGUAGUAGUUGUCAACUGCUGGCUCCUCUACCGCCGAGAUGCCACCGCGGCUAACGUGCCUUGCAAGCACCAAAUGACCCUGCUAACAUUCAAAGCAGACAUUGCCUGCACGCUGAGGCAACAGGGAACGGUAUCAACACCUUCGAGGAAGCGACCAUUGGGCCCAUCAAAAGUCGAGAAUGAAUUGCAGGCGAAGAAGCGGCGCGGGCCAUCAGCUCCUGUUCCAUGCAAGGAGUGUAGCGAUCAUGCUAUGCCUUGA
Rhipicephalus sanguineus (brown dog tick) is the source of this 1377-nucleotide messenger RNA. RefSeq names its product piggyBac transposable element-derived protein 2. The coding region runs from base 1 to 1377 and encodes 458 amino acids. The transcript has a single exon. Lineage: Eukaryota; Metazoa; Arthropoda; Arachnida; Ixodida; Ixodidae. The record is from RefSeq and is a predicted model, not a curated record.